This is a messenger RNA of Meloidogyne enterolobii, 411 nucleotides long. The record is from the annotation of a GenBank genome assembly. NCBI's taxonomy places the organism in Eukaryota, Metazoa, Nematoda, Chromadorea, Rhabditida, Meloidogynidae.
AUGUCCGGUACAGGAGAAUAUUCCGAUAAUUAUUUUCGAGGUUCAUCCCCGUUUCAGCGAGGCUAUGGGAUUCAGAAAGGAGCUGGAGUCGGUGAUGUCAUGCGUGGUCUUUGGCGUUUCUUUCUUCCUGUAAUACGUCGUGUAGGAAACACAGUUAGAGCUGAAGCACUUAAUACAGGACAACGUGUUAUUGACAGAGUUAGUCAAGGAGAACCAAUCAAAGAGGCUUUUAUCAGUGAAGGAAAGAAAGGGAUAGAUGCUGUGCUUGAUAAAGGAGGUCUUCCAAAACAGUUUGGAUCCGGGUUUUCGAGAAAAAAGACUAUAAAAAGGCAAAAAUUACCCAGUUACCAAAAAAUUAUAGGUAAACCAAUCAAGAAGAAAUUGAGAUCAGACGUCUUUGGAUUUUAUUAA